AUGUCGAUUUACCGCGUUGGACGCGCUCUGCAACGGCCUCUUUGUUCUGCCUGCAUUCUUUCUCGAUUUCAUCGCCUGUAUGCCACUGCCGCAGUGCAGCCUGCCCCGGCAACCGCCAGUAACGACCACGCCGAAUCUUCAUCCGGGCCUUCACCGCCAAAGGCUUCAAAACGAAAAUCCACCAAGAAAAAGAAACAGGAUGCACCUCCUCGAAAGACCGUGUUGGAAGAGAGUAGGGUGCAUUCCCAUCUCGCAUCCCUGCAGGCUACAAAGGGUGUCUUGACCCUCGAUGAGCUUGAGCGACACAAGCCUUCUGGUCUCGCGCAUCCACAGUCUCCACAAUACGAAGAACAGUAUUCAGAACUUCACAACCUUUUACUGCGCUCUUUCAACAGCAAACAACUCAUCCAGUUUAUACGCCUUUCUGGCUCCAACUUACCGCUGUCACGCGACAAAAACUCGUUGGCUACGAUAAUCCUUGAGGAAGUCUGGAAUCUACCAUCUCUUUCCCAGAUAAAGAAGGACAAAAAGGAGCGUACUGAAAUGGGCUCUCAAACAUAUCCACUGGAUCGACGCCAAUCAUUUUUAAUCCUUGGGAAAGAUGGAGUCGAUCUCCUUGCCCUGUCCACCAAAUACAAAGUCCAGAUGUCGUUUUCAUCCAAUCCAUUGUCCUUAAAAGUGUCAGGUUUAAGAGUGCACCUGAAUCAAUUGAGUGAACAUAUACUGUGUUUCAAGGAGAGUAUACGUGACGAAAUCUAUCAGCUUCCGACGAAAUUACCCAUCCGAGCCGACCUGUUGCAACGCGUGUCACGCUUGGCAGGAGCUUUCACGGAGAAUCUCGAAAAUGGGACGUCCCUGUCAAAUCCUGAACGAGAUAUGUUGGUACAUAUACCGCCUGGAAUACCAAGUUCCACCCCAGUCCCCCUCUCAAUGUUUCCUCAUACGUAUUCCCUGUAUCCUUUCUUGUCACCUCGUUCUGUACCGUGGACUUCAAACGGCGGCGGAUCAUUCCGAAUACGACGAGUUGGCGAAUGGCUUGGCAUUAGUUCUAGGGAAGAUUUACUAAAAUCUGGAGGGCUAGCUAUGGGCCGAGGAACUAUUUUGACAAGGGAAGCGGAAAAAGAGGAUAUCAGACAAAUGCUCAAGAAUGUGGUCGGCGUCGAUGAAACCAAAAUCGUGACAGCUUCCUUUGGGCAUAUACUCCUGAACACUCCUCUUUCAACGAAGACGACACUUGUACCUCCCCUGAAAGGAAAUUGGCCUUUAGCGGACAUUCUCAAGUGGAUGAAAGAGUACACCAUUCCCAGCACAUUCUCAACCAGCGUACCAGCGGCAGUACUUGAGUUGACGCCCUCUAAACAACGCACAUUACACCGUCUUAUUUACCGACAAGUGUCUCCAUCUGAUCCACGAGAAAAUCAGAGCUCCGCAAAAACAAUUAGAUUUGAGAUGGCGUUAAAUGCCCCACGGGAGGAGAGUCCAAACGGAAGUUCUUUCUCACCUUCGGCCUCUAUUGGAUCUGAGCAGUCCUUUGAUUUGAUGUUACCCGACCGUCCGACGGAUGUCCAAUUUUCUGUAUCAGACACGAGUAGUCUGACCAUGAGUGAAUGGCCUUCGGAACUGAAGGGAUAUUUCAAUGCACUGCAAUCUUUUAUUCUGGGUUCCGAUGAUGGCGAACCUCAGCCAGAGACACCACUGACGCUUCGUCAUGGGGACGAAACAUACGUUCUUAACUUCAGUUCCAGUGUACGACAACACAUCGAUACUAUCCCGGGGGCUGAUUUCCAGUCCGAUUUUAUGAGUGAAAAUGAGUUGGAUCUCGAAAGCGAUCAGAAAUCUAGUGUGUGCAAGGUCGUCUGCCAAAGUGUGUUUAAUGAUGCCAAUUGGAGGUCGUUUAUGAAGACCUGCGACUAUCUCUCGACCCUCUCUUCUCGUGUCAACCCUCCUACUUCGCUAUUAGAAGAGUCAGUUGGAGAUCUCGAGACGGCAAGAUUUUGA
Molecule: messenger RNA, 1998 nt
Organism: Desarmillaria tabescens
Lineage: Eukaryota; Fungi; Basidiomycota; Agaricomycetes; Agaricales; Physalacriaceae
Exons: 12
Coding region: 1-1998 (665 amino acids)
Source: RefSeq, a predicted model, not a curated record